Messenger RNA from Ascoidea rubescens DSM 1968, 4529 nucleotides. It is a transcript of the gene THO2, whose product is annotated as Tho2p. Gene Ontology annotation, biological process: mRNA processing; mRNA export from nucleus. Gene Ontology annotation, cellular component: THO complex part of transcription export complex. The transcript has a single exon. Gene Ontology annotation, molecular function: mRNA binding. NCBI's taxonomy places the organism in Eukaryota, Fungi, Ascomycota, Saccharomycetes, Ascoideales, Ascoideaceae. The annotation marks the transcript as partial. The record is from RefSeq and is a predicted model, not a curated record.
GAUGAUGGCUGCUGAAUGGAAAUAUUUGACCGAAGAAAAGGCUAAGAAUCUCAAGGCCUAUUCAGAUUCUUUGAUCAAAGAACUAUUUUUAACCGAUUACAAUGAGGACCCAACUGCUCUCUUUGAUCUCUUUUACGAAUUUCUUUAUUCCAUUAGAAAUUUCGAUCGCUUGAAUUUGACCAGUGCAAUUGUUGUUCUAGAGAAAAUUUUUAAAUACCAUGAUGAUCCAAAAAAAACUGAGCUGAUUUCUCUAUUAUUCAUCAAUGUCUUGAAUUUGUUCCCUCCAAACCAAAGCUUAUCCUCAUUUCUUGCAAAGCUCUCAAUAAAUGAUAAAUUACUAGCAAUUCAUCUAACUUCUGAAUAUUACAGUAGCACUUAUAACAUAAACCUCAAUAAAGUGAAAAGGCAGGAGUCUGUUAUCUUGAGAGAUCAAUAUAUCCAAAAAAGAUAUAAUUUAUUACACGAAUGUUCUGAAGGUUAUUCAAAAUUGAUUGUUGAAUUAUAUGAAGCAAUUUCUUCAGAUGAUGCUCCUUACAUGGUGGAUUACACUUGGAGAGUUAUUGAAUCUUUAAUUGGCCACUUCAGCUUGGAUCCUAAUAGGGUUCUUGAUAUUAUAUUGGACUUGUAUAUUAAUAACAUUUUAAAAAACUAUCAUUUUUGUAUAGAACUUUUGAAAAGAUCUUCUUGGUGGCCACUAGUUCCCUCUGAUAUAUCAUGCAUCGAGAAUCUUUCAACCGGUGGUUGUGAUAUUGCUGCUCAACUUAUUGGUUUUAAACUAAACAAUUAUCUUUUUCUUGGAAGAGAUAUGCCAGAAACCUUUAAAUGUUUAAUUGCUGUUUUGAUAAAAGAAGGUUUUAUAAGUUUCGGUGCAAUUUACUCUUAUUUAAGUCCCAAUGAUGAGGCAAUGAAAAAAAUAGAAUCUCAAUAUAAAGCAUACAUGGAAGAUAAAUCCUUUAAAGCUGGCGCAUCCUUACUUGCUUUGGCUGCUCCCUUGAAUGACGAAGAAGCAGACUCUUCUAAUAAAACAUCAAGAAACGAUUCAAGAGGCAGAGAAAAGAACAAAGAGCCAAAAGAUCCGUACAGAGAAAUUAUUGAUUCUUUGAAAACAAAUAAUAAAUAUCAGUUAUUAAAAGUCUUUUUAAUGUGCGGACUUUAUUGGCCUUCAAUAUUUAUACUAGCUAAAUAUCCCUUUUUACCUAAAAUUGAUCCUGAAAUUGCUUCUGCUAUUCAUCGUUUGAUGAAUCAAUCAAUUAAACCUUUAUAUGAAAAAGUUCAUUCAAUUCAAGAUAAAGAUUUAAUUCAAAAACUCUUGGUUCCUAAAAGAGUUGCAUUCACUAGAUCUGAUGACGGUAUUGAAUAUGAAGACUACCUAAUAACUACAAUCGAGGUAUUUUCUUUGCAAAAAUCUCACACAAAUAAAAAAUUUGUAUAUUUCUAUCAUGAAUGGAAUAAAAAAAUCCCUGAAAUCAAAACUAUUGAAGAUUUAUUUGUUGUUUGCAACGAAUUUUUAUCAUUUUCUAGUGUCAACUUAUACAAGGAUGUUGAACUCAUGACUAAAUUAGUUAGAAUUGGUUUAUAUGACUUAAACAACACGCCAAAAGAUGAUUAUCACUCAAAAUUAAAUAAGUGGUUUGAUUUUUUUAGAAAAUUCAUAUUUCCUGCCAUGCCACUUAUAAAAGAAAACCCUUGCACUAUUCAAGAAAUAUUCAAAUUAAUGGCAAAAUUCCCACUUGAUAAAAGAUUUUCUUUAUAUGGAGGAAUAAAUUCAACUUUAAGGAAAAAAGAUUUAGAUAUUAAAAUUGCUUGCAAUGCAGCCGAAAAAGAAACUAAAGAUGUUCUUAAAAGAUUGUCAAAGACAAAUUUCCACCCAAUGAUGAGAAGAUUAGCAAAAAUUUCUUACGCUAAUCCUUUAUCUUGUUUUGAGGUUAUUGUAACUCAAAUUGAGAGUUACGACAACCUAAUAGACCUAAUUGUUGAUGCUGCCAGAUAUUUCACUGAUUAUGGUUAUGAUGUUUUAACUUUUGUAUUAUUGAUCAGAUUGACUUCCAACAGAAAUUCAAUUCAGGAUGAUGGUAUAAAUGAUAGACAAUGGCUUCAGUCUUUAGUUACUUUUAUUGGAAAAUUAUGCCAAAGAUAUGCCAAAGUGGAUUUAAAAACUCUUUACACAUUUAUAUUAAAGAAAUUUCAUUCUGGUGAUAACACUGGUAUAGUUAUCUUUAAAGAGAUGGUAAACUACAUGAGUGGGAUUAAACACAUUUCUAAUCUUACUUUGCUGCAAAUUGAAUAUUUAGGAUGUGGUCCUUGUUUGCAAAAUAUUGUGUUUAGCAAUAUUCAAGACAAUAGAAAUAUAUCUAAAAGAUCAGGACUAAGAUUAUUAAACAAUUUGAUUGAACUUGAUGCCAUAAGCGAGUUAUUUAUUUUACUAACUAAUUACCACAAGACUCAAAUAUUCGAAAAUGAAAACCUUCAUUACAAAAUUUUGGCCAAUAGAAAUGAUGAAACCAGUUCCUUACUCCACAGUUACUUGUCUUCUAUUAAUUAUUUUUUGCAUACUAAACAAAUAGAAAGUUAUAUUAUGCCUUUAAGCACAUUAAUUUCAGUAUUUGGUGUCAGCACUGAAUGGGCCUUUGAGUUAUGGAGAAAGAGUCUUUCCAAAUCCAUUCAAAGAGAAUUUCAAGAGGAAGAGCUAAAUGAGCAUAAACCUUGGACAAAAACUUUAUACCCAAUAAUGAAGAUGAUAAAACUGAAUAUAUCUUUGGUGAAUUGGGAUGUUAUGGAAGUUGGUUUCUAUACCACAUUUUGGCAAUUAUCUCUCUAUGAUAUAAAUUUUCCUUCGGAUAAAUAUAAAAUGGAACAAAAACAUAUUAAAGAUUCCAUAAGUGGAUUAACUGAUGACAUGAAUAAUUUGAAAAAUGAUCCAGAAGCCACUCUCUUUUCAAUAGACGCCAAAAAGAAGUUGAAAGAAGAGUAUGAAAGAAUUUUGGAGGAGUUUCCAGAUAGUAUGCUCAAACAUGAAAUUCACUAUAAAUUUUCUAUGAAAAGAAUUGAAAACGAAAAAGAUAGUUGGUUUAAAAAUAAUACCGGUGAGUCAGAUGAAGUUACAUUAACAAAUAAAACUGAUGAAUUUCUUGAGUCUUGUAUCCUCCCUCGUAGUAUUCACUCUUUACUUGAUGCAUUAUUCUGCGCAAAGUUUUUAAAAUUAUUAUUGUCUUUAGGGUUCAGAAAAUUCUACUUAGGAGUGUUAAAAGUGUUGUUUAAAGGGAUCAUUUCUUGUUCUUUAUUUACAUUUACUCCUGAUGAGGCCGAAAAUUUUGGAAUCUUUUAUUCCGAAAUUUUCCAAUCUUUAGAUAAUUGGAGAAAUAAAGAAAACUUUGAAAAGGAAUUUGGAAAAAUUUCUAAUGAUGAAAGUUCGACCAGUCAUCAGGAAUUCCUUAAAAAUUUGUUGGAAAUUCAUACUCUAUCUUUGAGGGAUAUAAGUGUUGCUCUUGAAACUGAUGAUUAUAUGUAUCGUCGAAAUGCUAUAACUUUCCUUAAAAAUGUCAUUACGGUUUAUCCUGUUAUUGAGGAUCAUUGUGAAAAAUUACUUUAUUUGAUUGAAACUAUUGCUCAGGAUGAAAGAGAAGAUAUUAAAUUGGCAGCAAAUGCGUUAAUUGUCCUUAUCAGAUCUCGUGAAAAAAAAUGUAUUCAUAUGUUGGAAUCUUAUGAAAUGGAUAAGGCGGAUGAAGGGCAACAAAAAGUUAAGAGAAAGAUUCUGAAAGAUUCUCUAGUUAGCUCCAAAAAGACAGAAGCUAAGUUUCCAACUGGUCCUAAAUCAUCCUCUAUAGUUUCCAGAUCAUCUUCGCGAUUAUCCCAAAAUGAGGCAAAAGAACCCCUGAAAAAAUAUAUGGAUGUUAUGUUGCAAACUGUUAAUAAAGAAAAAAAAGAAAAUUUGGUUAGUCCACCUGCUAAAUCAGUUUUGAAAAUAAAACCAGAAGAUAAGGAAGCAGCUGAAAAACCAUUGUCUAAUGUACCGAAAUCAGAAAGCCCUACUGAACUAAAGAAGGUCAAACUGUCUAGUACAUUGCUGGAUAUUCCAGCAAAUACAGCUUCCAUAAUACCUUCAGAGAACGAGGAAACAAAGGAUAAUGUUUUAACUACUGAAAAGAAUUCACCGCUUGAAGUUGUUGAGGGUGGGGAUACCAGUGAGAAAAAAACUCAACCAUUGCCCAACAAUGCUAAAAAACAACCAGAUCAUCAGCCUAGAAUUACAAAACCAAGCAGUAGUUAUAAUCGAAACAGAACUCCAGCAAAAGGAGAAAGAAAUCCUGGUGGUUACUCACAAAACUAUCAAAGAUCCUCUAGUUAUGGAAGCAGAUACGAUAGUGGAGGUCGCCCGAGCCGUGGAAGAGGAAACCGAAGAUAUAACCAUUAAUUUUAUUUAUAUAUGUUUCAAAUUAUACUGAUAAAAGAAACGUGUAUAUGCAUUUCUCAAAAUAAUUUUUUACGAUUUAUUUUUUAUACAUUUUUAAUAAAAUCAUUUCAGCCGGAUC